AUCAAUCUAUUGGAAAAGCUGUUAUUGAAAAUUUCAAAAGAAGGAUCAAUAAGUAACAUUGAUGGCGCUGAAUAUCAUUGUAAUAAAACUCAAGUGCGUAAAGUGAUCUCUGGAGUGGUGGGAGCUGCAAGCAGUGUCACAUCCAUACAAGUUGCGAAUCUUUUACGUCUAUUUAAGAUACCUCAGGUGUCAUUCUUCUCAACAAGUCCAGAACUAAGUAAUAAACAACGUUUUGAGUUCUUUUCAAGAACGAUUCCAUCCGACCAUUAUCAAGUCAAAGCCAUGAUUGAUAUUGUACGAUUGAUGGGUUGGAGUUACGUGUCCAUCAUUUAUGAAGAAUCAAAUUAUGGAAUUAAGGCGUUUGAAGAACUCGAAGAACUUCUUGCAAAACAUGAUAUCUGCAUUGCUGUUAAAGAGAAACUUGUUAAAGAUUCAGGAGUUGCAGAAGAAAUUGCAUAUGAUAAUAUUGUACAAAAACUAUUAACAAAGCCAAGAGCACGUGGUGCAAUUGUUUUUGGAUCAGAUCAAGAAGUAGCUGGAGUUAUGAGAGCUGUACGACGUCUGAAUGCUACAGGAAGUUUCUCAUGGAUCGGUUCUGAUGGCUGGAGUGCACGAUCAUUGGUAUCGGAUGGUAAUGAAGCCGAAGUUGAGGGUACACUGUCCGUUCAACCGCAAGCGAAUCCAGUUAUAGGAUUUGAAGAAUAUUUUCUUAGUUUAACUGUUGAAAAUAAUCAACGGAAUCCAUGGUUUGUUGAAUUUUGGGAAGAUCACUUCCAUUGUAAAUAUCCAAAUAGUUCCCGUACCCCCUACAACAUUAAAUACACUCGACCAUGCACUGGCAAAGAAAAAUUAACAAAACAGAAUACGGUGUUCGAGGAUCAAUUACAAUUUGUUAGCGAUGCUGUUAUGGCAUUCGCUUAUGCAAUACGGGAUAUGCACCAGGACCUAUGUAACGGGAAGGCUGGAUUGUGUGAUGCAAUGAAACCAACAAAAGGAACGGAAUUACUUAAAUAUUUGCGCACCGUGAACUUUGAAGGUUUAAGUGGAGAUCAUUUUCGUUUCGAUAUAAAUGGGGAUGGUCCUGCACGCUAUAAUAUCAUACAUUUUAAACAAGUUACACCAGGUGUAUACCGUUGGAUACGUGUUGGAGAAUAUCUAGAAGGCGAAUUACAUUUAAACUUAUCUGAAAUCCAAUUUAAACUUGGUCAUCCAAAACCCCCAGAAUCUGUGUGCAGUUUACCAUGUGAUAAAGGACAAGCGAAAAAAUACGUGGAAGGUGAAAGUUGCUGUUGGCAUUGUUUCAAUUGUGCGCAAUAUCAGAUUCGACAUCAACAAGAUGAAACCCGUUGUAUAACAUGCCCACAAGGUACCAUUCCCGAUGAAUUCCAUACGGUAUGUAAUGAAAUACCAGAAGUGUAUUUACGACCAGACAGUGGUUGGGCCAUUGGUGCUAUGUCAGCAUCGACCAGUGGUAUUCUGGUUACGUUAUUUGUAUUGGGUGUAUUCAUUAAGUUUAAUGAUACACCAGUGGUGCGUGCGUCUGGACGUGAACUUAGUUAUGUGCUGCUAGCAGGCAUCUUGAUGUGUUACAGUGUUACAUAUGCGUUAAUUAUGAAACCAACGGAUGUUGUCUGUGGAAUACAAAGAUUCGGUGCUGGAUUCUGUUUUACUGUCGUCUAUGCAGCAUUAUUUACAAAAACCAAUCGUAUUGCUAGAAUAUUUAAUGCAGGCAAACAUUCAGCAAAACGGCCUAGUUUCAUCUCACCUAGGUCACAACUCAUCAUUUGUGCUGGUCUUGUAUUUGUUCAGAUAUUAAUAAAUGGUAUCUGGAUGUUGGUAUCACCUCCACGUGCAAUCCAUCAUUAUCCAACACGUGAAGAUAAUCUAUUGGUGUGUUCAUCCUAUAUUGAUGCAUCCUAUAUGAUUGCAUUUACAUAUCCAAUAUUUUUAAUCGUCGUUUGUACGGUUUAUGCUGUGCUUACUAGAAAAAUACCAGAAGCUUUUAAUGAAUCCAAAUUUAUUGGUUUCACAAUGUACACAACAUGCGUAAUAUGGCUAGCAUUUGUGCCACUUUAUUUUGGAACAGCUAAUCAUGUGGCACUUAGAAUUACAAGUAUGGCAGUUACAAUCAGUUUAUCAGCAAGUGUUACAGUCAUUUGUUUAUUUUCACCAAAACUUUAUAUAAUUUUAAUACGUCCCGAAAGAAAUGUACGCCAGAGUAUGAUGCCACAACGAUACAGUGUCGUAAAUAAUCGUACAGCGACCACAACAAACUCUGGAGCAGGAAGUAUGAUGGCCGCUGUAAUGGUAACAGCUGCCACCUGUGAUCAAAAAGAGAAAAUCCCAUUACCCCCACCACCGAUGUCAUUAAAUUCAUCGGAAAAUGAUUUAGAAUUAAUGGAAAAGAAGAAAGUUGACAAAGCUGUUCAAACAGCUACAAUAUUAUGUGCGCGCGCAGUUGGAACAGUAUUAAAUAAUAAUAAUUUUACAAAUAAUAAUAGUACACAUCCACCCACAUCAGAUAGUGGUGGUGGGGGGGACACAUCCACAAUGUUAAGUAAUGUUGUGGAAACAAAAAAUCAGCAAACAGCAAUCAUUACAAAUAAAUCCGAAACAAUCAUUAAUGGUCCGUUAAAUCAAAAUAAUCAUAAGGAGAGCAAGGAUACGUCAUAGCAGGAACAUGUUAAUGGAACAACAACACCAACCGGAGGAUCCAAAAACUCUAGUUUCAAAUCAAGAAAUCGUCAUCCAGUUCAAGUUUAAAGAUAUUUUUUAGGUUAUCGUAAUAAAUCUUCGAUUCGUAACUAGAUGUCAGCACUUGACAUAACGUCAGCCAUUUUGCUUUUAGUUGCGAAUUAAACCAGAAAAAUAAACGAUUGAUUACCCUCCUCUGGGUGUAUUUAGGGUAUAAUUAGAAAAUUUAAAAAAAAAAU
Molecule: messenger RNA, 2933 nt
Organism: Chrysoperla carnea
Lineage: Eukaryota; Metazoa; Arthropoda; Insecta; Neuroptera; Chrysopidae
Product: metabotropic glutamate receptor 4-like
Exons: 14
Coding region: 283-2673 (796 amino acids)
Biological process (GO): G protein-coupled receptor signaling pathway
Cellular component (GO): membrane
Molecular function (GO): adenylate cyclase inhibiting G protein-coupled glutamate receptor activity
Source: RefSeq, a predicted model, not a curated record